Suillus bovinus is the source of this 2466-nucleotide messenger RNA. RefSeq lists its product as uncharacterized. Lineage: Eukaryota; Fungi; Basidiomycota; Agaricomycetes; Boletales; Suillaceae. The coding region runs from base 1 to 2235 and encodes 744 amino acids. Gene Ontology annotation, molecular function: protein binding. The transcript is spliced from 9 exons. The record is from RefSeq and is a predicted model, not a curated record.
AUGUCGAACCUCAUUCUAGGCAACACGCCCCUUCGAACUUUUGAAGGUCACGAGGAGAUCGUAAGGGCAGUCGCAGUGUUCCCCGAUAAGCGACGAAUGGUUACGGGCUCGCAUGACAAGACACUUCGUAUUUGGGACUUGGAGAGAGGUGCUAUGUUGAAGAAGAUGGAGGGGCAUAGGGCUAGAUCACCCAAGGGCCUAUCAAAGCCUCAGGAUUUCGGAAUCUUCUCGGUGGAAUUUUCUCCUGAUGAUGCAAGAACUUGGCAGCAGGUCGGUCAUCAAUUCAUCCCUGGAAAGGCCACACUCAACGGAUCAACGCCAUUGCUAUUAAUCCCCCUGGCACCCUUGUCCGCUUCUGCAUCUAGUGACAACCAUGUCCGUCUAUGGCGGCUCUCAGAUCGACAAACCAUUGCCAUAUUCCAGCUUUCAUCUAACCCCUUAUGUGUCACGUUCUCUAUGGACGGCAGGCACAUCCUCAGCAGAGCUUAUGAUAACAAGAUCUCAGAGUGGGCAGUAGCCAGCAGUCCUUAUUCAAAGGCGAGUUUUCAAAAUUUCAUCCUCAACUCUCAUAACCCAAUUCGAGCAUCCUUCGUGCAGAUACUGCCUAUCACAGCAGCCCGCGACGCAUGUCUAAUCGGAGACCUGUCUACUGCUGAGGAGCUACUCACCCAAGAUAUCCAGACCGACGCCAACGACUUUACUUCAUAUGCCAAUCGCUCAUUCGUUAUGGCUCAGAAACACGCCUGGGACCAUGCCUUUGAGGAUGCAAUCAAAUCCAUUAGCAUUCAGCCUUCAUUGACAGGCUACAUAUCCAAAGGUAUCGCCCUCUGUGGAAAAGGCCUUGUCUGUGAGGCAAGGAUAGCAUUCGACGUCGCAUCCUUGUUCACAAACAAAGAUUUAGUCACAGACCACUUUCUUCUCUUGACAAAGGUCAUCGCACUCUUCAAUGCAGAUCAACACGAGGAAGCAAUGCUGCUCAUUAAAGAACUCGCUGCCGCUUGUCCGGAUAGAGAUCCUGACGCGCACAGUGUUGUAGAAACAUAUCUACGUCUUCAGCUCGGAAUUAAAGCUUUCGAUGGUGCGCGUCAUGACGAAGCUGUUGGCCACUUCACUGCCGCUGUCAACUCCGGCGCUUUCUCAUCGAAAAACCUUCAUUUUACAUACCAGGACCUGGUCGUGGCUUUCCUUUUGGCAGGUAAACCCGAUAAAGCCCUGGAAGCACACAAAUACAUGGUGGAUGUCAUUGAUGAAUCUGUGAAGGCCAACUGCCUCGAUUGGUCCAAAGGCAAGUAUUUAGUGAUGUCACCUGGGCUAUCAUACUCACCCCAAUUUGAUUCAGCUUUCGAACAAGAAUGCAUCGCGUUCUGUAUUGCCAACGGAGAUGCUGCCCUCAUUGCCAGCGAUUAUGACAGGGCCAUUUACCUAUAUUUGGUGGUAGUCGACUUGAAUUCUGCAUCAAAUGCUGUCUUUGAAAAUCGUAGUAAGGCAAAGUUGGGCAAAAUGCUAUGGACGGAAGCACUUCUCGAUGCGCAGAAGGUCAUUGAACUCGACUCUUCGUCUUAUAUUGGAUACCAUCUGAAGCAUGCAGCAUUCCAUGGUGCGCGGCGCUAUGAUGAAGCGAUUCAGGCCUUCCAAACGAUGCUCUCGAAAUUGGAAAAUGCAUCCGACAUUCAGACACAAAAGCUGCGCCAGCAGUAUCACACACCCUCUGAGGUAGAACAUAGUAUUCGACGGUUUAUUGACGCACAACUCGACAAUGCUCCGCUGCGUGUACUCGACACCACCACUGGUCUUUUAUGCGUUCAAGACACGCAGAUAAGCACCUUCAAAAUGAGCACAGAGUAUAAGGAGCUUGUGUCAUCAACAAUCGUGCAUGUCGACUUGCAAAAAAUGGGGCACAUUAAAGAGGUGGUGAAGAGGUACUUCCAAUAUGCCAUGCUGUCACACAGGUGGGAAGGGAAGGAGCCGCUGCUGCAGGAUAUCCAGGGCAAGGACGUGUACGAUUCGGAGUUGGAUCCGGUUGGCGGCAUGACAAAGCUGCGCUCGUUCUGCAAAACUGCUCGCGAUGCAGGGUAUAAAUGGGCAUGGAACGAUACAUGCUGCAUCGAUAAGAGCAACAACAUCGAACUCCAAGAAUCGGUUAACUCCAUGUUCGUCUGGUAUCACCACUCUGCGCUUACGAUUGUCUACUUGUCUGACGUUCCACCUUCGUCAAAGUCUGGCGCACUGGCAUAAAGUGCUUGGAACACGCGCGGAUGGACGGUUCAAGAAUUCAUUGCUUCCAAAGUCAUUCUCUUUUAUCAGAACGAUUGGACUCUUUAUCAAGAUGAUCACACUCCCAACCACAAGGAUUCAAUCGCGAUCAUGCAGGAGUUAAAGGAAGCGACGGGCAUAGACCAACCAGUCGUCCCAACCUUCCGUUCCAGCAUGCAUAACGCCCGAGAAAAACUUCAUUGGGCGUCAACC